AUGCAAAAAUCUCCGGAAAAGGCAUCUUCAACAGCAAAUGUCGCUAACAUCGCGGCUCCAGCACGUUCAGACUUAGCCUAUACCACCGGUCUUAUUCCGCCUCCUCCUGCUCCCGUUCCCUUGCCUCCUCAAAUGGCUAACCUUGUGUCUGCAAGUCCGAUUGUCACCCCUACUCUUUUUUCUCCUUCUACCCUUACUCCUCUAGUUGACCCGAAUGACUAUUCUAUGUAUCCCAAGCCUCAGCAACCUCCUCAAGUUACGCCUUCCGCCGCUACUUUUGCAGUACCAACCGAUGACCGCUCAUCUAUCUUUCAGAAUGCCAGUGACACCGUGAUUUCGAAAGGUUUAAUGCAGGCUUCCACCCCUCAACUGUAUAAUCCUUCAAAGUAUCUGCCGCUGCAGGAUACUCUACGAAAUUACCCUCCAGCUCAAGCAGUGAGUACGAGUAUCCAGCUUCCAGGCAUGCCACCUCUAAACGUACCGAUGCCAGAACUUCCAGGUUUGGGACAAUGA
Messenger RNA from Protopolystoma xenopodis, 513 nucleotides. The record is from the annotation of a GenBank genome assembly. Lineage: Eukaryota; Metazoa; Platyhelminthes; Monogenea; Polystomatidea; Polystomatidae.